AAAAAGUUGGAAACAGAUCAGCUGAUUUGCGUGUUUCGUGUUUUCACACAAAGGAAAGUAUUUGUUUUCCCUGGCGAAAAUCAUUUUCUCAUUCUAAAUUGAUACCAAACAAUGGGUAGAAUAUUCCUUGACCAUAUUGGGGGCACAAAACUCUACUCUUGUGCUUCCUGUGACACGAAUCUCACGAAUAAAAGCGAACUGAUCAGCACAAGAUUCACAGGAGCCACAGGACGAGCUUAUUUGUUCAAGAAAGUCGUCAAUCUCACCUUCAGCAAUGUCCAGGAGCGUGUGAUGCUCACAGGACGGCAUAUGGUGAGAGACGUUUUGUGCAAGAACUGCAAGGCCAAAUUGGGUUGGAUGUACGAGUUUGCCACGGAAGAAAGUCAAAAAUACAAAGAGGGACGAGUAAUUCUCGAACAUGCUCUAAUCUCCGAGUCAGAGGGCUUCUUGGAUCCAUUUGGAGCAAACUCCGCGCCGAGUAGCUACCGCGAUAGGGAACACUAGGAAUAGGCUUUUUUUCUUAACUAUUUUUUGCAUUAUAUUUGAACUCUCCCCGGACACUACAUAUACAGAGGAUUCCUAGCCUGGUAACUGCCCUGACUUCUGCACCAUUGCCAGAGCAUUUUCAUUGGCUAUCAUCUGAUAUUCCUGGAAACGCUGUGACACCCUCUGGUUCAUCUUCAGGUAUUUUUCCAUGCAAUUGAGUGCACAUCGCUCCUGCAAAUGAGUUUUUGUUUGUCUGAGAGGGAGAAUAAUAAAUUAAUUUUGUGAACUUA
Molecule: messenger RNA, 776 nt
Organism: Phlebotomus papatasi
Lineage: Eukaryota; Metazoa; Arthropoda; Insecta; Diptera; Psychodidae
Gene: Yippee
Product: protein yippee
Exons: 2
Coding region: 112-504 (130 amino acids)
Source: RefSeq, a predicted model, not a curated record